Molecule: messenger RNA, 1267 nt
Organism: Chionomys nivalis (European snow vole)
Lineage: Eukaryota; Metazoa; Chordata; Mammalia; Rodentia; Cricetidae
Product: E3 ubiquitin-protein ligase HERC2-like
Exons: 10
Coding region: 1-1242 (413 amino acids)
Source: RefSeq, a predicted model, not a curated record
AUGUGGGUUGUCUUCACUUGGGUUUAUAUUCAGGGGGAAACUGGCUGCAGUAACAUUUCUGAUGUUUGGACAGUAGUACUAGUAUUAGCUGCAGGAUAUCACAGGUACAUUGAGAUCGCAAUAAAGCAGUGCAGGAGCUCAGGGAUUGAUUGCAAAAUUCACGGUCUCAUCCUGCUGGGACGCAUCCGGGCUGAGGAGGAGGAUUUGGCAGCGGUUCCUUUUCUGGCUUCAGAUAACGAGGAGGAGGAGGAUGACAAAGGCAGCACUGGGAGUCUCAUUAGAAAGAAGACUGCCGGGUUGGAGUCAACGGCUACAAUAAGAACCAAAGUGUUUGUGUGGGGCCUGAAUGACAAGGACCAGCUGGGUGGGCUCAAAGGCUCUAAGAUCAAGGUUCCUUCAUUCUCUGAGACUCUGUCCGCUCUGAAUGUGGUUCAGGUGGCUGGUGGAUCUAAGAGUUUGUUUGCAGUGACUGUGGAAGGGAAGGUGUACUCCUGUGGAGAAGCCACAAACGGCCGGCUGGGGCUGGCUAUGUCCAGCGGGACGGUCCCUAUUCCUCGGCAGAUCACAGCCCUCAGCAGCUACGUGGUCAAAAAGGUAGCGGUCCACUCAGGUGGCCUGCACGCUACAGCCUUAACAGUGGAUGGGAAAGUGUUCUCGCGGGGUGAAGGUGAUGAUGGGAAACUUGGACACUUCAGUAGAAUGAACUGUGACAAGCCAAGGCUGAUCGAGGCCCCGAAAACCAAGCGCAUCAGGGACAUAGCCUGGGGCAGUUCUCACAGUGCAGCCCUGACGUCCAGCGGGGAGCUGUACACCUGGGGCCUGGGCGAGUAUGGCCGCUUGGGACACGGUGAUAAUACCACACAGCUGAAGCCCAAAAUGGUGAAAGUCCUUCUUGGUCACAGAGUAAUCCAGGUUGCGUGUGGAAGCCGAGAUGCACAGACACUGGCUCUCACUGAUGAAGGUUUGGUGUUUUCCUGGGGUGAUGGUGAUUUUGGAAAAUUGGGCCGAGGGGGAAGUGAAGGCUGUAACAUUCCCCAGAACAUCGAGAGACUAAAUGGCCAGGGUGUGUGCCAGAUUGAGUGCGGAGCUCAGUUUUCCUUGGCACUCACCAAGUCAGGAGUGGUGUGGACAUGGGGGAAAGGGGACUACUCCAGACUGGGCCACGGCUCAGAUGUGCACGUGCGGAAGCCACAAGUGGUGGAGGGACUGAGAGGGAAGAAGAUCGUGCAUGUGGCGGUCUGAGCCCUGCACUGCCUGGCGGUCACAG